Molecule: messenger RNA, 1006 nt
Organism: Pezoporus flaviventris
Lineage: Eukaryota; Metazoa; Chordata; Aves; Psittaciformes; Psittacidae
Gene: POLR2E
Product: RNA polymerase II, I and III subunit E
Exons: 8
Coding region: 72-704 (210 amino acids)
Biological process (GO): DNA-templated transcription
Cellular component (GO): RNA polymerase II, core complex; RNA polymerase III complex; RNA polymerase I complex
Molecular function (GO): DNA-directed RNA polymerase activity; DNA binding
Source: RefSeq, a predicted model, not a curated record
GUUCCCAGCAGCCCCUGAGGUGAGGCCUUCAGGGCCGCCUCAGUGCUGCGUGCGGAGGCCGAGGGGGCGCCAUGGACGAUGAGGAGGAGACGUACCGGCUGUGGAAGAUCCGCAAGACCGUCAUGCAGCUCUGCCACGAUCGCGGGUACCUGGUGACCCAGGACGAGCUGGACCAGACGCUGGAGGAGUUCAAGGCGCAGUUCGGGGACAAACCCAGCGAGGGCCGGCCCCGCCGCACCGACCUCACCGUGCUGGUGGCUCACAACGACGACCCCACCGAUCAGAUGUUCGUCUUCUUCCCCGAGGAGCCCAAGGUGGGGAUCAAGACCAUCAAGAUGUACUGCCAGCGCAUGCAGGAGGAGAACAUCACCCGGGCGCUCAUCGUGGUGCAGCAGGGCAUGACCCCCUCGGCGAAGCAGUCGCUGGUGGACAUGGCUCCCAAGUACAUCCUGGAGCAGUUCCUGCAGCAGGAGCUGCUGAUCAACAUCACCGAGCACGAGUUGGUCCCAGAGCACGUUGUCAUGACAAAGGAAGAAGUAACGGAGCUGCUGGCCAGAUAUAAGCUGAGGGAGAACCAGCUCCCACGCAUCCAGGCUGGUGAUCCCGUGGCCCGGUACUUCGGGAUAAAGCGUGGCCAGGUAGUGAAGAUCAUCAGGCCGAGCGAGACUGCGGGCCGGUACAUCACCUACAGGCUGGUGCAGUGACACGGAGCUGCCGGGUGUGGAAGAGCUGGGUGACUCCUCCUCAUCUACCCAUCCACCCACACUCGGACAUCUGCCUCUCCGUAGCUGGCCAAGCAAACCCUCUCUCUGCACUGCCUCUGCAUGCUCCUUGGCCUCAUGCCUUGUUUGCCAGUGAGGACGUUCCUGUAACUCCUUGCUCAGGACUCGAGCCAUGGAAGUUAUCUGAAGCAGCACAAGUGUGCAGGGAGGAAGCGAGUGGCAAAAGGCCUUUACUUUCCUGUUCUGUUCUAUAGACUCUUGUUUGAAUAAAGGUUUGCCCUCCC